Carlito syrichta (Philippine tarsier) is the source of this 2981-nucleotide messenger RNA. It is a transcript of the gene INPP5B, whose product is annotated as inositol polyphosphate-5-phosphatase B. The record is from RefSeq and is a predicted model, not a curated record. Gene Ontology annotation, cellular component: membrane; cytosol. The coding region runs from base 1 to 2748 and encodes 915 amino acids. Lineage: Eukaryota; Metazoa; Chordata; Mammalia; Primates; Tarsiidae. Gene Ontology annotation, molecular function: phosphatidylinositol-4,5-bisphosphate 5-phosphatase activity; inositol-1,4,5-trisphosphate 5-phosphatase activity. Gene Ontology annotation, biological process: signal transduction; phosphatidylinositol dephosphorylation. The transcript has 23 exons.
AUGGACCAGUCUGUGGCAAUCCAGGAGACCCUGGCUCAAGGGGAAUACUGCAUCAUCAUAUCCUUCCCUGCGGUGCAAGGUGUGCUGUGUGAAGGGGACAGCCGGCAGAGCCGCCUCCUGGGCCUUGUGCGCUACCGCCUGGAGCAUGGUGGCCAGGAACAUGCUCUCUUCCUGUAUACGCACCGGAGGAUGGCCAUUACCGGGGAUGAUGUCUCUUUGGACCAGAUAGUGCCAAUCUCGCGGGAUUUUACGCUGGAAGAAGUGCCCCCAGAUGGUGAACGCUACAUCCUUGGCUCAGAUGUGACCAUUCAGCUGGACACAGCAGAGCUCAGUCUCGUAUUCCAACUACCCUUUGGUUCACAUACCAGGAUGUUCCUCCAAGAAGUCGCCAGGGCCUGUCCAGGUUUCGAUCCUGCCACCCGGGAUCCUGAGUUCCUGUGGCUGUCUCUAUACAGGUGCGCCGACCCGGAGUCGUCAACGCCAGGCCGUUGGAACUCGGCCCCAGGUACCGGACCAGGGUGCGCAACAAUUGGCGGAGGUGGUUCCAACUUUGACGGGUUGAAGCCAAAUGGGAAAGGUCUGCUUAUGGACCAUAGCUCCCGGGGUCAGGAUAAACCAGAAAGCUUACUCACAAGGCAGAAUAAAUACAAGUCUGAAAUUACUGACAUGGUUCGCUCCUCCACUGUUUUAGUAUCAGACAAGUCUCAUAUUUUGUCAAUGCAGAAGUUUGGACUGCGAGAUACACUUGUGAAGUCACAUUUAAUACAAAAAGAAGAGGAUUAUACCUAUAUCCAGAACUUCAGGUUUUUUGUGGGAACAUACAAUGUAAAUGGACAGUCCCCCAAGGAAUGCCUUCGACCUUGGCUGAGUCAUGGUAUCCAGGCCCCGGAUGUAUAUUGCGUAGGGUUUCAGGAGCUUGAUCUGAGUAAGGAAGCCUUUUUCUUUCAUGAUACUCCAAAGGAGGAAGAGUGGUUUAAAGCUGUAUCAGAGGGUCUUCAUCCAGAUGCCAAAUAUGCAAAGGUGAAGCUCAUCCGACUGGUUGGGAUUAUGCUGCUAUUAUAUGUCAAACAGGAGCAUGCAGCAUAUAUCUCAGAAGUGGAAGCUGAGACUGUGGGGACAGGAAUUAUGGGGAGGAUGGGUAACAAAGGAGGUGUGGCAAUCAGGUUCCAGUUCCACAACACCAGCAUCUGUGUGGUGAACUCUCACUUGGCAGCCCACACAGAAGAGUAUGAGAGGAGAAACCAGGACUACAAGGACAUUUGUUCUCGAAUGCAGUUUUGUCAGGUUGACCCAAGCCUUCCCCCUCUCACCAUCAGCAAGCACGAUGUGAUCUUGUGGCUGGGGGACCUCAACUACAGGAUAGAAGAGCUGGAUGUGGAAAAAGUGAAAAAGCUCAUCGAAGAGAAGGCCUUUCAAACCCUGUAUGCAUAUGAUCAGCUGAAAAUUCAGGUGGCUGCAAAGACUGUCUUUGAAGAUUUCACAGAGGGUGAGCUCACAUUCCAGCCUACCUAUAAGUAUGAUACCGGCUCUGAUGACUGGGAUACCAGUGAGAAGUGUCGUGCUCCUGCCUGGUGUGACCGAAUCCUCUGGAAAGGAAAGAACAUCACUCAGCUGAGUUACCAGAGCCACAUGGCCCUGAAGACCAGUGACCACAAGCCCGUCAGCUCAGUGUUUGACGUUGGGGUGAGCGUCAUAAAUGAAGAGCUUUACCGGAAGACUCUGGAGGAAAUUGUUCGCUCCUUGGAUAAGAUGGAAAAUGCCAGCAUUCCUUCAGUGUCCUUGUCCAAGCGAGAGUUCUGUUUUCAGGAUGUGAAGUUCAUGCAAUUGCAGAUCGAAUCCUUUACAAUUCAUAAUGGACAAGUGCCCUGCCAGUUUGAAUUCAUCAACAAGCCUGAUGAAGUGUCUUACUGUAAGCAGUGGCUGAAUGCCAACCCCAGCAGAGGGUUCCUUCUGCCAGAUUCUGACAUUGAAAUUGAAUUGGAGCUCUUUGUAAAUAAGACCACAGCUACAAAGCUCAACUCUGGUGAAGACAAAAUUGAGGACAUUCUGGUUUUGCACUUGGACAGGGGAAAGGAUUACUUUUUGUCUGUGUCUGGGAACUACCUACCCAGCUGUUUCGGGUCUCCCAUUCAUACAUUGUGCUACAUGAGGGAACCAAUCUUGGAUCUACCACUUGAAACUAUUAGUGAGCUGACUCUGAUGCCAGUUCAGACUGAAGAUGAUGGGAGCUACUUGGAGAGCCCCAUGGAAAUCCCCAAAGAGCUCUGGAUGAUGGUUGAUUACCUGUACCGAAAUGGUGUCCAGCAGGAAGAUUUGUUUCAGCAGCCAGGCCUGAGGUCGGAAUUUGAGCAUAUCAGGGACUGUUUGGAUACGGGAAUGAUUGAUAACCUCUCUGCUAGCAACCAUUCCAUAGCCGAAGCCUUGCUGCUUUUCCUGGAGAGCCUGCCAGAGCCAGUUAUCUGUUUCAGCACCUACCAUAACUGCUUGGAGUGUUCUGGCAACUACACAGCAAGCAAACAGGUCAUUUCCACUCUUCCCACAUUCCACAAAAAUGUCUUCAACUACCUGAUGGCCUUUUUGCAAGAAUUGCUAAAAAAUUCAGCAAAAAAUCAUUUGGAUGAGAAUAUUCUAGCUAGCAUAUUUGGCAGCUUAUUGCUUCGAAACCCAGUUAGUCACCAAAAACUUGAUAUGGCAGAGAAGAAGAAGGCUCAGGAAUUUAUUCACCAGUUCCUCUGCAACCCAUUCUGAAGUUGUCUCCUCCCCAUUUUACCUGAGGCAGCCAAUUACCAGCCCCACCUGUUUCAGCUCAAGAGAUGCCUUAAGAUUAUGUGAGGCCACUUGGUAGAAAGAAUGGCAGCUGUUUUCUGAGCCUAGGCCCUCCCCCCUGCACCCACCAUUGGUUAGUACACGCAGUGCUGUGCGUUGUGAAGACAUAGGGGAAAAUCUACUGUAAUAAAACUGACAUUUGAUGUUCAGCUUUA